Rhincodon typus (whale shark) is the source of this 528-nucleotide messenger RNA. Its product is annotated as transmembrane protein 229B. Lineage: Eukaryota; Metazoa; Chordata; Chondrichthyes; Orectolobiformes; Rhincodontidae. The transcript has a single exon. Bases 1 to 528 code for a protein of 175 amino acids. The record is from RefSeq and is a predicted model, not a curated record.
AUGAGGAUGGCUGUAGCAGAGCCUCUAAGUGCCCUUUCCCGCUGGUAUCUCUAUGCCAUUCAUGGCUACUUCUGCGAGGUGAUGUUCACAGCAGCCUGGGACUUUGUGGUGCACUUCAACUGGAAAUUUCCCGGGGUCACCAGUGUCUGGGCCCUUUUCAUCUACGGCACGUCCAUGCUGAUAGUGGAGAGGAUGUACCUCUACCUCAAAGACAAGUGCUGCACUGCUGCCCGGUGCCUCAUCUACACCAUCUGGACGUACAUCUGGGAAUUCUGCACGGGCUACAUCUUGCGGCAGUUCGACGCCUGCCCGUGGGACUACUCGCAGUUCGAGUUUGACUUCAUGGGACUGAUCACCCUGGAGUACGCCAUUCCGUGGCUCUGCGGCUCCUUCCUCAUGGAGAAGCUGGUCAUCAGGAACACACUGCGCCUGAGAUUCGACCGCCCCCGGGACGCGGCGGCGGCAGCAGCAGCGCCAACAGCGUGGUGCCCCAGCGCCCUGACGAACGGACACAUCAAGAACAACUGA